This is a messenger RNA of Acanthosepion pharaonis, 606 nucleotides long. Lineage: Eukaryota; Metazoa; Mollusca; Cephalopoda; Sepiida; Sepiidae. The record is from the annotation of a GenBank genome assembly.
AUGUUACCAUCAAGAAAGGAGGGAGGGCCACCAAUAACAUCCGUUCUCCUCUCCCUAGAGGUUUGCUUAGGCGUUCGAUCGACCAAAGAAUCAUUAAUCACAAAGACUGGCCCAAUACCGAUCACGUUUUUCUUUCUUUCUUUCUAUUUCUCUUUCUUUUUUCUUUCUUUCUUUCUAUUUCUCUUUCUUUUUUCUUUCUUUCUGUCUCUCUUUCUUUAUUUCUGUCUUUUUUUCUUUAUUUCUUAUAAAUUCCAUUACUGCCCCACCACACACUUUCUCACCUUUUUUUUCCUCUCCUUUUUAUUCUUUUUUCAUUCCAUGUUGCAUUUCAUAUUUAUUCUUUGGUUCGUUAGUUCAUUCAUUUCAUUCACUUUUGUCUUUCAUUUGCUAUUUAUUAGUUCAUCUUUUCUUUCUUUCUUCUUUUACAUUCUUUCUUUUAUGCUUACCAUUUGCUUAUUACUCAUAUUAAUUUCUCUACAACUUUCAAUUUUCUUCAUUUUCUCUUUUUAUUUUUCUAUUUCUUCCCAUCUUUUGCUUUCUAUUUUCCUUUUCUUUUCAUUAAAUCGCUUUCUUCUUCGGAUUCAUUUUCUUUCUAUUCUUUCUUAG